AUGUCAUCCACACAACCCCAAGUCAAAAUCCUCGAGUUGUCACAAGAAGAGUUGGCAUGUAAGAAGCUGAGCUCCCAUACUUUGCAAGCUGCAGUCGAAGCACUCCAUCUUGAUGGCCUGGUCGUGCUGAAGAAUGCAGUCGAUGUGGCUCACUUGGAUAAGCUGAAUGAGCGCAUGGUAGCCGAAGCCAAGGUCUUGUACAAGCAGAAAACGACCGCUCGCAAUUUCGGCGCAUCAACAGGCAACAUCCAGCAGGAGCCGCCGGUCGACAAGGACUAUAUCUUUGAAGACAUAAUCGCGAACCCAUGGGCUACGGAGGUUGUGGAAUGCAUGUUUGGACCAAAUCCCAUGCUACGUUUCUUCAGCGCGAACACGGCCUUCAAAGCCAAAGGUCGUCAGCCGGUCCAUAUCGACGUCGACUUUGACAUGCCGAAGGUACCUUUUGGCUAUUGCAUCAAUAUUAACCUUGUCGAUACGUCGCCCAACAACGGUUCGACUGAGAUCUGGCUGGGCACUCAUACUCAGACAGACAUAGAUGUGCUGGACCCAGAUGAGUAUCGUGUACGACCAGACCUCACUGAGGCAAGGCGUAAGAUAAGCCCGCCUAUACAGCCCACACUACCCAAAGGAUCGUUGAUCGUUCGAGACUUUCGACUUUGGCACGCUGGGAUGCCGAACCAGACAGACGAGCCUCGAGUGAUGGUUGUGACAGUGCAAUUCCCAAAGUGGUACCGAAAUGACACCAAAGUGAUACUUCCAAGAAGUCUCGAGGGAAAGAUCAACUGGGGAGGACUGGUACCUUGUGUUGACUGGGUGGAAGAUGGUUACGAUUACCUGAAGGGAGCGCAUACCCAUGACUUUUCUCUCAAGCCUUGA
Messenger RNA from Aureobasidium melanogenum CBS 110374, 876 nucleotides. RefSeq names its product phytanoyl-CoA dioxygenase family protein. The record is from RefSeq and is a predicted model, not a curated record. Lineage: Eukaryota; Fungi; Ascomycota; Dothideomycetes; Dothideales; Saccotheciaceae. The transcript has a single exon. Bases 1 to 876 code for a protein of 291 amino acids.